UUCCUCCAGUUCCCAAUGUCCCAAAAUCCCAAUAAUGCCAUAGAGUAAAAGCAUAUUACGUGAUACGCAUGCGCAAAAAUAAGUGGAAGUAGAAGAGUUACGUGAAACAAAAUUUUAAGCAAUCACGACUCUGAAGUAUAAGCAUAGCAUUUGUAGCAUUUGUGAUUACACUUUGUAUAAUCAUUUGUGAUAUCUAUUACGUAUCAAGAAACGAAUAAAUGGAAGGGACAGAAGAAGAAUUUCCUGCUCAGUGGGCACUUGACCUUCUUGAACCUACACCUCUGGAUCGAUCUAAUCAUAUUUUUAGAUAUUAUGCAGUACCACUUACUACGAUUGCAAUAACAACUGCAGCGGUAAUGAAAAAUAUACUGGAAAAAAAACCCGCAACAGCCAAUAAGCCACACAUAGCAUUGGCAACCGUAGCUGGUUUUGUUCUCGGUUGUGGUAUUCAUUGGCUAUCUGAUAUAAAAUUUGCAAGAAAGGAUGCGAUAAUGAGAGAUUAUAUAAUGCGGCAUCCAGAACGGUUUCCUAAACCAGACAUUAAAAAAUAUGGAGAUAUUUUUGGUGAGUGGAUCCCAUUUCGUUAAAAGAUUGAACUUUAGUCACGGAGUAGACGUAUAAGAUUUAGUACAUAAAGCGUUACAGCUUAAAUGUUUGCUCCAAAACUAUAAAAAGUAAUGAACAAACUUUUCCUACAGUCUUUAUGAUUCUCCAGAGCCUUUUAAAUGAUAAUGGACGAAAGACAAAUAAACAUCUUUACUAAUCCCCUAGAAACUGUUAAAAGAACGUCCACAGCUUUUUGUGUUGAAUGAAAAUGAUCGUCAAAACAAGUUCAAUAUCCGAUAAAGUAUUCCUUAAAGUUAACUAUAGUAAAAAAAAUGAAAUGCACACAUGUAUUACAUGUAGUGUGUAUAAUAGAAACAAACAUGUGAAAACAGGAAUAAGUUACAUAUUGUAUAAAAAUUUAAUUAAAGUCGAUAAAAUGGC
Molecule: messenger RNA, 987 nt
Organism: Bombus impatiens (common eastern bumble bee)
Lineage: Eukaryota; Metazoa; Arthropoda; Insecta; Hymenoptera; Apidae
Gene: ND-B14.5B
Product: NADH dehydrogenase [ubiquinone] 1 subunit C2
Exons: 4
Coding region: 219-587 (122 amino acids)
Biological process (GO): mitochondrial electron transport, NADH to ubiquinone
Cellular component (GO): mitochondrial inner membrane
Source: RefSeq, a predicted model, not a curated record